Messenger RNA from Hyposmocoma kahamanoa, 1211 nucleotides. RefSeq names its product stabilizer of axonemal microtubules 1. Lineage: Eukaryota; Metazoa; Arthropoda; Insecta; Lepidoptera; Cosmopterigidae. Gene Ontology annotation, cellular component: ciliary basal body; centriole; cytoskeleton. The transcript has 8 exons. Bases 132 to 920 code for a protein of 262 amino acids. Gene Ontology annotation, molecular function: microtubule binding. The record is from RefSeq and is a predicted model, not a curated record. Gene Ontology annotation, biological process: microtubule anchoring.
UAUAAGUCAAAAUCUAUUGGACCGACACAGUUUGUUUCUUACAGAUAUUGCCAAAAGAGCCUUUGCCGUGGGCUUGCAAAGGUCAAUACCAGAAACCAUGCCAGAGGUUGGAAGGCAACACCGUUUACGGUAUGAGCUACUUGGACGCAAAAGCCGACUGUCGGCGACGGGCGAUAAUUCCAAACUCCUGCAUGAAUCCAGUGACACCAUCGCGGAGAUUCGACUCAGGCACUGUGUAUAAAAACAGCUACUUACCUGCAAGAGUGCCGAUUCCUCUCCCAGUUAAGCCACUGCCGAAUCUUGUUCCUUCUACUGCACCCAUGGAAGGAGAAACAGUACAAAAGCUCUCAUUCCUACCAAAUCCGGUGUGCGUUACGCAACCGAUCCGGCCAUGCAACCACGACAUGUGGGGCCAGGGCCCUAUGCAGAACCUCACCACGCAACGUCACGAUUAUGUGCCAAAACCGUGCGCGAUUCGAGAGUCGUGCAAACCGCCGGCAAAAUUCCAUGCUGUUGAACAACCUUUCGAAAAUCGAACCGUAAACCGUUUGUCGUACAUCGAUCCGGGCAAAAACGCGAUACCGAAGUCGUACGCGCCAGACAGAUGCUAUGAGAAACCUGCAGCCAAGAUGGACUGCGAGACAGUCCAGAAGAUGUCGUACCAGCCGGUGUGCGUGCCAAUUCCGCAGAAGCCGCCAUGGGCCUGCAAGGGACAGUACCAGAAACCCUGCCAGAGGAUCGAAGCCACAACCAUCUACAGAUCGUCUUUCCUGCCGCCGGGUGAAGACUGUACAGAGUAUAUCGAUCCCUGCUCUUACGGAGAUUGCAAACCGUGCACGUGCGUGUGCCCAGCGGAAUGUAUAGCGACGGACCCAUGUGCAUGUGCAUGCACGUACCCGCGUGCUGAGUGCUGCAGCUAGCCGAUAGCAGCCGCCAUUUUCCGUCCAAAUUCUAGUCAAGAUGGCGUCGUUGCCUCAUGAGACGUCAAACUGAACAUUUGCUUAUAUUUUUAUUUUCAAUAUGAUCAUGAUUUGAUAUUACUAAUACAUUAUUGCACAUAAUCGUUCUAGAUUUGUUAUAAUGUUAGUAGGUUUUUCUUUUAAUAUUUUCUGAAUUAUAAGAUUAUGGAAUUAUGAUAUUAGAAAUUGUGUUAAGUGUAGAAUAUUCUAGAUUUUAGACAUUGUAUACAUACAUUUAAGAACAGUUUUGUC